Molecule: messenger RNA, 5512 nt
Organism: Paramuricea clavata
Lineage: Eukaryota; Metazoa; Cnidaria; Anthozoa; Malacalcyonacea; Plexauridae
Source: the annotation of a GenBank genome assembly
AUGGCAAAUGAUGUAGAGGAAAAUCCUGGACCCACAAUAUAUGAUGUGGUUGAUCCAACUAAAACAAUAUGUGCAGAUUUUAGUCAGGGAAAUACAAAAAAGUUUCGACAAAAUGCUGGUAAACAAUGUUUAGCAAUGUCUUUGACUGCGAUAAUAUAUAAUCAUAUCACAAAUGCAAAUGAAUGGGAUUCAACUAUAUUAAAUUCCAUACUGUGUGCUGGAAAUAACCUUUAUUCUUUUAUAAGCAAUUCUGUUAACAAAAGCUAUUUGCUUUUGACUGAUGUGCCUGAAAUGGUUUCGGUUUUUGAUGGCAUUUAUUGUAUGCAAUAUGGUGACCCAUUUGCUGGCGACUUAUUCAUGGAAAACACCGCUCUACCUUAUUAUUCUAUAGAGAAUGCUCUUAAUAAUCUGUUCACGGAAACUCAUUCAAAUUAUCAACAUUGUAUGUUGACGAUUGGUUGUAAUACUGUUGCAAUUUUUAAGACUUCUGAAGGAACCUUUAAAGUAUUUGAUUCUCAUUCAAGAGAUUUAUAUGGGAUCCCACACUGCAUAUUAGCAUCUGUUGAUAGUAUAGAAAGCCUGUUGAUAUAUUUCCAGAGUACUGUACCUCCGGGUAAUGAAACACCCUUCGAAGUUAAAGGGGUAACUGUUCAGUUAAAUUCUGAUAUAACACAAAUAAGUGGACUUGCUUCAAGCGAAAGUGCAAAAGAGUGUGUGAAACAAAAUCAGAAAGAAAGCAGACUGGAAAAUGCUAGAAAGUAUAAAAAAGCAAAGCAAGCAGCAGAAACUGAAACUGAGAAACAAACUAGACUUGGAAAUGCUAGGGAGUAUCGAAAAGCAAAACGAGCUUCAGAAACUGAACAUGAGAAACAAACUAGACUUGAAAAUGCUAGGGAGCAUAGAAAAGCAAAGCGAGCUUCAGAAACUGAAAAUGAGAAACAAACUAGACAUGAAAGUGCUAGAAAUUACGAAAAAAGAAAACGAGGACAGGACACUGAGACUGAAAAGCAAACUUGUCUUGCCAGUGCUAGUCAGAACAAGAGAAAACGUUUGUGUGCUUCUACUCAAAUUCCAAAUCAGCAGGAUUAUUUAAAUAAAUUUGACAUUGAAAAAGAUGGUGGUAUUCAUGAACAGAGUUGGGCCAAAUUUAACAUUAAUAAAUUUUAUAAAUCUAUUCAAUUCUUUAUUAGUCAAUGCACUAUAUGUCAAGAAGCAUGGCCACUGAACUCUAAACCAAGGUCACCUGAUUGUUAUAUAUGCUCUCGAUGUGCUCGAGACACAAAAUCUCCCAGAAAGUUUUCACUUGAAAAUUCAAUGAUUCCUUCUCCAGUCCCAACCGAGUUACAAAAUUUAACACAAGUAGAGGAGAUGUUGAUUGCUCGUGCUCUUCCUAUCAUGAGAGUUUACAUUAAGCCUGGUGGACAACGAGGUUACUUGGGUCAUUGUGUUAAUUUGCCACAAAAUGUCAAGGAACUUGCAACAUCAUUGCCAAGAUAUCCCAAAGAUUUGUCAGUGAUUAUUGUCAAGGUCAAAGGUAAAGAUAACUCAUUUAGAGAUGUUUCUGUGAGAAGAGAAAAAGUACAUAAUGCAUUAUUAUGGCUUGUGCAAAAUAAUCCUCAUUAUGCUGAAUUAGAAAUUAAUGAAGAUGCAUUAAACUCUUUGCCUGAAAAUGGCAUUCCAGCAGAUCUCAUGACUGUUGAAACUGAAAAUGAAAUAAUCUCAAGUGAUGAUGUUAUGUCAGAUUUAGGUCCACCCACUGAAAAUCCUUCUGAAGAUAUUGUUUAUAACAACUCGACAGACAUGAAUAGUUUCUUGCCUGUUGGUGAACAGCAGGAACAAGAAAUAGAAGCAGUUAGAAAUCAGCUUUCUGCAAAUGAACCAAUGCCAUGGCCUGCUAUUGAAAGUGAGCCAUUAAAUGAAUAUCAGAUAUCACAUCUGGCCACUAUGGCUUUUCCAACGUUAUUUCCUGAUGGCAAAGGUGAUCCCACUAAUCAAAGUAUCUUGAGAAAUGUUCCUCUUCAAGAACGAAUAAAGCAUCUAUUGAAAUUUGCUGAAUCUAUUGAUGGUAAAUGGGUAUACCGUUUUGCUAACCACCCUAGAUUUUCAUACUGGGCAUUCAAUAUGAUUCACAGAAAACGUAUACUACAACAAAGUGGAAUAUUCAUUAAUUAAACAAAAUCCAGGUGAAGCACACCUCACUAUUGAUGAGCUACGUGAAAUGGCUCAGAGUGACAACUCUGCUUUAUUUUUGUCCAAAGUGUCCAGAUACAUUGGCAAUAUUGCAGGUACUAAUGCUUAUUGGAAUAAAGUGAGAGAGGAACUCAAAGCUAUAAUAACUAAUGUUGGAGCACCAACAUUGUUCUUUACUUUCUCAUCAGCAGAUAUGCACUGGCCAGAAUUACAUGCUCUUUUUGGAGCAAACACUGGUAACGCCACUAGUGAGGUAAGGCGACAAAAUGUUAUUAACAAUCCACAUAUAGUUGAUUGGUUCUUUACACAGAGACUAGACAAGUUUGUUAAACACUGGCUUUGUGAUACACUUGGUGCAAAAUGGCACUGGUUUAGAUAUGAAUAUCAAGGUAGAGGUAGUAUCCAUUGUCAUGGUACUGCUAAACUAAAUAAUGACCCAGGUUUGUGUCAACUUACUCAGACUGCUCUAAAAGGAUUCUUGGCUCAAAAAGUUAAGGAAAAGAAUGAUUGUCCUGAUACAACAGAACUAGACCAGGAUAUUGAAGCUGGCAAGAAAGCAGCUGAGACUGCCUGUCAGUAUGUUGAUUGGUUAUUGUCGACUGUCAAUCCCAAUCCUCCAGAUGAGGAUAUGUGGAUACGACCUGAGAUCCACCCAUGCCAGAAACAUCAUAAUGACAUUCCUGAGUUUGAUGUACAAUCUGAUUAUGUAGACCUUUUGAAUAUGGUUCAACGACAUACUCGUUGUAGCACAAGUUAUUGCCUUAGAAAAAAAUCUGGUGAAUCAGAAUUGAAAUGUAGAUUUCAUUUUCCAUUUGACCACUGCUGUCGGACAAAAUUAGAAUUUGAAGAAAUUGACACUAAAGGUGACAACAUACAAUAUAGAGCAAAAAUUAUUACUAAAAGAAAUGAUUCAAGGUUGAACAAUCAUCAACAACUUCAGCUGCAGGCCUGGAGAGCUAAUUGUGAUAUACAAGUAGUUAUUGACCACUAUGCUUGUGUAGAAUAUCUGACUAAAUAUGCUGCUAAAGGUGAGCCAAGGUCGCCAAUCCUCAAACAAGCAUUCAAUUCUAUUGUCCAAAAUGUUGACAAUAAUACUGACCCUCAUAGAGCCAUCAAGAAGAUAGUAAUGAAAUCUCUUGGUGAAAGAGAUUAUGCAGCUCAAGAGACAAUGCAUCAUUUGCUGUCUUUAAAACUCCAUAGUUCAUCAUUUAAAGUUAUUCCAGUGAGCCUAAAUGGUUCACGUAGAGUACGUAACAAUAUAUCUAUUGAAGAUGGUGAUUCUUGUACUGAUAAUUCACUUCUUGACGUUUAUGCUAACCGUCAAGAAUAUGACAGUUCACAAACAAUUAGGGACAUGAACUUUGUACAAUUUGCAACAACGUACACAGUUGUUAACAAUGAGCUCUCAAAAUUACCAGAGAAUGUUGUUCCAAGGGUAUUUCCAACCUACUCUCCUAACCCGAAAGGUCCUAAUUUUGGGCUGUAUUGCAAGUAUCAACUUUUGAGGUAUAAACCCUGGAGCACAACCCAAAACAAUGCAUGGGGAGACUUAGAACCAACUGAUGAAAUUCUAACCAACCAUUGGCAAGAGUUCUUGCAAACACCUUAUGCACAAACUCAUGUACCAGACUGGUUCGACAAACUUCAAACUGUUAUUCACAGUCAACAAGAACCAGAAGAUGAACCUUGUGAAGGACAAGGUAAUACCCGAGAGGAAUGGAUGAUCCUAUCUGAUCUUCAUACUCCAUUUGAGAAUUCUGAACAAACACCAGAGUCAACAUAUGACUGGCAUCAAGAUAGAGCACAGUAUUCUGAACAACAAAUUCAUGAAAUUCCAGCAUGGAUAAAAAAUAAGAAAGAUAAUCAUAUCAAUAAUGAACACUAUGAAGCUGUUGAUAUCAACAGUUUCAGUGAAAUGCAAGGACUUGCUUAUAAUAUUGUCAAUACACAUUUAAGUAAUACUUCAUGCGACAAAGAACCGUUAUGCCUCAUUGUUAUUGGUGUAGCUGGUACUGGCAAGAGUUACCUUAUCAAUGCACUUCGCAAUCUUUUACAGAAUAAAUGUGCAGUCACUGCCACAACUGGUAAAGCUGCUUUUAAUGUACAGGGUAUUACUAUUCACUCCUUGUUGAAGCUACCUGUUGGAUCACGAGGUAAAAAGGAUUUGACAGGUCAGACUCUGUGCAGACUGCAGGAAAGUUCAAAUGGUGUUGAAUAUAUUAUCAUUGAUGAAUAUUCUAUGCUUGGUCAAGUUACUUUUGGCUGGGUAGAUAAACGUUGUAAGCAAGCAACGGGAUGUAACGACAAGGUGCUUGGUGGAAAAUCCUUUAUUUUAUUUGGCGACCCAGGUCAGUUGCCACCUGUAGCGGAUAAACCCCUUUAUCACGCCAAACCAUCAAAUGCUGUUGGUGAACAAGGAUAUCAAUCUUACAGUAUGUUUGACAAAGUGAUCAAACUCACUGUCAAUCAGCGAGUGCAAGGCAUGAGUUCUGAACAAGUCACAUUCAGAGAUUUAUUGUUACGACUCCGCAAAGGUGAAUCGACAGUUGAUGACUGGAAAUUACUUUUGACUCGUCAACCUUCUGCCAUUUCAAAUUUGAGUGAAUUUGAAGAUGCUACCAGACUGUUCUACAGCAAUGAACAAGUUGCAAAUUACAACCAUGACCAACUGAGUAAACUUGAACAUCCAGUUGCUCACAUCAAUGCUUGCCAUUCAUCAGCAAUUGCUAAGAAAAUUCCUUCAGAAGAUAUGUCUGGAUUAGAACCUGUACUGUUUUUAGCAAAAGGUGCUAGAGUGAUGUUAACAAUGAAUUUAUGGUCAAGUGUUGGUCUUUGCAAUGGAGCAACUGGAACAAUAGUUGACUUUAUCUUUGAAAGCAACCAUCGGCCACCAGACUUGCCCGUUGCUGUUAUAGUUCAGUUUGAAAACUACAGAGGGCCUUCACUUGAUCACACUCGGCUAUCUUGUGUCCCUAUAUGUCCAAUCACUGUCUCAUUCCAGUCAGAAAAUGGUUUCCACGAGAGACAGCAAUUACCUCUCAGACUUGCUUGGGCUCUUACUAUUCACAAGAGUCAGGGACUCACCCUACCAAAAGCUUGGAUAGACAUUGGUAAGUCAGAGAGAACUGCUGGAGUCUCUUACGUUGCAAUCAGUAGAGUAAAAACACUAUCAUCCUGUGUCAUUGAACCAAUGACGUACGAAAGAUUGACAAGCUUAAAAUCUUCAGCGAAUUUGCAGUUCAGGCUUGAAGAGGAAAACAGGCUAGAUCGUUUAGCACAAAGUACACACAGUGCAUUUAGCUCGUCAAACUAUUGUGGUUGA